AUGGCUGUUGAAAAGACCCCCGAGUUCCUGGCCGCUAUUGAAUCGAGCCGGAAACUCCUCGCCAAACCAACAGACGACGAGCUGCUGAUGCUCUACGCUCUGUUCAAACAAGGCAUGCAAGACCCUCCGUUCGAGAGUGCCCCGGCCCCAGGAACUUUUGAUUUCAAGGGCAAAUACAAAUACAACAAGUGGAAGAGCAUCGUCGAUGACAACAUUAGCCCUGAGGAGGCGCAGACGAGAUAUGUCGAUUUGAUCGAGAAAUUGAAGGCCAAGUACGGCUAUGAUGAGUCCAAGGAACCAGAGCAGGUUGGAAAAUAA
This is a messenger RNA of Uncinocarpus reesii 1704, 318 nucleotides long. RefSeq lists its product as uncharacterized. The transcript has 3 exons. The record is from RefSeq and is a predicted model, not a curated record. The coding region runs from base 1 to 318 and encodes 105 amino acids. Gene Ontology annotation, molecular function: long-chain fatty acyl-CoA binding. Gene Ontology annotation, biological process: fatty acid metabolic process. NCBI's taxonomy places the organism in Eukaryota, Fungi, Ascomycota, Eurotiomycetes, Onygenales, Onygenaceae.